Molecule: messenger RNA, 318 nt
Organism: Arabis nemorensis
Lineage: Eukaryota; Viridiplantae; Streptophyta; Magnoliopsida; Brassicales; Brassicaceae
Source: the annotation of a GenBank genome assembly
AUGUCUUUCGCUUUGGUCUCACCUCCGCGAAAACCACCAGAUCGAAGGUCGUCUUCCUCGCUUCGGGUAGAUGCGGCGAUGCAGGAAGUUCGUCAUCCACCGGAGCCUCCAGAUCCACCUGAUGAAUCUAUGUCUGUUGACGAGACUUCUGAUUUUGCUCUCUCCGGAGGAACAUCCUUCAUGGGCCUUGCUGUAAACAAGGUCGCCUUGUCCUCUUACUGCAUUAUGCAUGACUCAUCUUCAUCGACGUGUGCUCAGCGCCACCAUUUACUUCAUGGAUGCAACUUGGAAUGUAGCAUCUUUGGAUUGUGGAGUUGA